Leptinotarsa decemlineata (Colorado potato beetle) is the source of this 462-nucleotide messenger RNA. RefSeq names its product guanine nucleotide-binding protein subunit beta-5. The record is from RefSeq and is a predicted model, not a curated record. NCBI's taxonomy places the organism in Eukaryota, Metazoa, Arthropoda, Insecta, Coleoptera, Chrysomelidae. Gene Ontology annotation, biological process: signal transduction. Gene Ontology annotation, molecular function: protein binding.
AAAUGGGAAGUAAUCUUACUGGGCAGAGUACACUAAACCAAUGGGAUCUUUGUUGUUUAUAUUGAUUUUUUUAUAAUAGCCAUAUUUUUAAAAUAAAUAACUUUGACAACCAUAAUGGAAAAUGAAAGUAAAGAUGGUCCUGUUGAGACUAUAGAGUCUUUGACAAAAGAGGUAGAGGCCCUGAAAAAAAAAUUGGAAGAUGAGAGACAAAAGUUGAAUGAUGUUACUUUGGCAACUGUUGCGGAACGCUUGGAUAUAAUUAAUUAUAUGAACAUUAAACCAAGAAGAACCUUAAAGGGUCACCAAGCCAAGGUUUUAUGUUCAGAUUGGUCUCCUGAUAAAAGGCAUAUAGUGUCUUCAUCUCAGGAAUAAUAUCUCCACCAAAAAUAUCUCCAGACAAAUACAUCUCAAAACUAAAGUACCCCACAAAAAAAAAAAGGAGUAGGUAGCAGGGGUAUGUUC